AUCUUGUUUGUGAUUCUGCCUGGAAAGUCCACAUUGCUAAGUUCUCCCUGCUUGUAGGGUUAAUCUUCGGCCACCUGAUAACAGGAUGUAUAGCCGACUGGGUUGGUCGACGGCCUGUACUGCUCUUCUCUGUCAUAUUCAUUUUGAUAUUUGGACUGACUGUGGCACUCUCAGUGAAUGUGACCAUGUUCAGCACACUCAGGUUUUUCGAGGGAUUUUGCCUGGCUGGAAUAGUCCUGUCCCUGUACGCACUGCGGAUAGAGCUCUGUCCUCCCGGGCACCGGUUCAUGAUCACCAUGGUGGCGAGCUUCAUCGAGAUGGCGGGGCAGUUCCUCAUGCCCGGGCUGGCUGCCCUCUGCAGGGACUGGCAGGUCCUCCAGGCAGUCAUCAUCUGUCCCUUCCUGCUGAUGCUGUUCUACUGGGUUAUUUUCCCAGAGUCUCUUCGGUGGUUGAUGGCUACACAACAGUUUGAGGCAUCCAAGGAACUGAUCCUUCAGUUCACGCACAAGAACAGGAUGAACACAGAAAGUGACAUCAAAGGAGUGGUGCCUGGGCAUAGGAUGGACGAAUCAGUGCAUAGGAUGGACGAUGAUGUGGGAAUGAAGCUGUUGUCUGUUCCUCAUUUGUUGCAGAAUUUGGAAGAGCUGGAAAAGGAAAUCACCAGGAGACCUAAGAAAGUCUGCAUUGUUAAAGUGGUGGGAACAAGGAACCUGUGGAAAAACAUCGUCGUGUUGUGUGUCAACUCGCUGACUGGUUAUGGUAUACACCACUGUUUUGCAAAAAGUAUGAUGGGGCAUGAAGCGAAGAUGGCAAUUACCCACAACUUCUACGCGGACUACUACACCAUGGCUGGGAUUGCGCUGGCAUCCUGCCUGGCCAUGUGCCCCGUGGUCGGGUUCCUGGGGAGGAGAGGAGGACUCCUGCUCUUCAUGAUACUUACAGCUCUGGCAUCACUUCUGCAGCUGGGCCUUCUCAACUUGAUUGGAAAAUACAGUCAACUUCCAGACUCAGGUAUGAGUGACAGUGUCAAAGACAAAUUCUCUGUUGCAUUUUCCAUCGUGGGAAUGUUUUCUUCGCAUGCUGUUGGAAGCCUCAGCGUGUUCUUCUGUGCUGAAAUCACACCCACAGUAAUCAGGGGAGGCGGGCUGGGGCUGGUGCUGGCCAGCGCGGGUUUUGGCCGCCUGACCGCCCCCAUCAUGGAGCUGCACAACCAGAAAGGUUACUUCCUCCACCAUGUCAUCUUCGCCUGCUGCACACUCAUCUGCAUCAUCUGCAUCCUGCUGCUGCCCGAGAGCAAGAACCAGAACCUGCCUGAGAACAUCCCGGACGGGGAACAUUACACCCGGCAGCCCCUCCUGCCGCACAAGAAGGGGGAGCAGCCCCUGCUCCUGACAAACUCUGAACUCAAGGAUUACUCUGGCCUCCACGACUCAGCAGCUGUGAGUGAUGGCAUCUCGGAGAACACCACUGCCAACGGGAUGAAGUCGAUGUAACUGGGUGGAUUUUUUUCCUUCUCCCUUUUUUCUUUUUUAAUUAUUUUAUUUCCCCUUCUUAUAUUUCUUCUCUUCCUUUUGUAUUUUAUUUGAUGCUGUUGUGCGGGAGGAGUUGCACUUUGGGCAAAGGUGUUUUGCACAGAUUUUACAAACCAGUGAUGGAGAAGACACAAACUUAGAGGAAUUCAACUCUGCUACUAAAGCAAAUUUUGGCAUCUUCAACAGUUGUGCAGAUUACUCUUGAAAAGUUUUGGGGGAAAAGACUCAUUUGAGAAAAGACCUGGCUGGCAGUAGCCCUUCAGAACUCUUUUUUUCCUGCCAUUAAAUAUGUAUAUUUAUUUUGAUUUAUUCUCAAGAAGCACUUUAUUUCCUUUUCCUUUCAUAGAUCACAAAAAUGAAGCCAUCUUUUAAGAGGUGCAGCCAUUCCAAGAAAGAAACCAUGGGGGGAGGGGGAGUGUUGUUUUCUGUUUUGUUUUUUGUGUUUCUUUAAAGGAAAGAGGGAUUCACUGGUUGAAUUGACUUAACCUUAGAUUUGUGCAACAUUCUUCUGCCUGUCUAGAAAGUCCAAGUGCCCAGAUUGCCUGCUGUGUUUGUAUACACUAAAAAAAAAGGAAAAAAAGAAAAAGAAAAAGCAAAGCAAAACCUGUUGUGACUCAAACUCUGACUGCAUGUUAGGCAGCUUAUAUUUGUCUUUAUAGCCCAUGUGCACUUAAGUUACUUUCUAAAUUAGUCCUUUCUUGUUUUCACUGAAUGCAUUGGAGAAAAUCCUACCCCAAGAAGCUGGUUUUUCAAUAAGAAUCAGCUUUCUGCAUUUUAAGAAUAUUUUUAUCUAUUUUAGGUGGUUGCCACUGGUCCUUAAUUAUAAUGUAGAUGAUGCAAAAAUGAGUUUUGUCUAGAAUGGCUAAAAUUAUCAGGAGGUCCAGGAUCUCUGACUGGUCCAAGAAAAAUGCAUAGACCAGCGGUGAUAAAUAAUAAGGAGCGUGGGCAAUGAUCUAUACCUUUAUUCCAAGAGGCAGCAUAGCUGGGAUUUCUGCUCUUGGGAAAUGAGUGUCCUGGUAUUUGUUGUCUUAAGUGUUUUUAGAAUCAGGGUUUGGGUUUUCAAUUUAAGUGGGAAAACUGCUUAAAUGACUGUUGGAAAGAAAUUAAUUGAUAACCUGUGAAUAAUGACUUAUUGGCUUGGGCUCUUACAUCCUGGGCUCUUAAUGUGUUCUUGUUCUGACCCAAGAAUAUAUAAUGAACUCACCCUUAUUUCCCCACUUUCCCAACUGUUCUUGUAAGAUUUUAGUUCAGGAAAAAAAGUUUACUUAAAAUACACAAAGUGAACAUCCAGUUUACCUCCUGCUGUGCAGAUGGCACUUUGAUAGUGGCCACUUGACUUCUCUCCUCCAGCCCCCAAACUAUUUCCUUUGGCCAUUGGCUUUUGGUUCUCACUCAAACGUGAGGAUCUAGUUCAAUGCAAGGACUUUGAACAGCUUUCUUGCAUUGCAGUUAACUCUCCCUUCUCUCUCUCCCUCUUCUCCUUUCCCACUCAGGCCAUCCAUUUGUGAUUGCUCGGUAGUGCAGACGUUCAAGCACAGCAGCAGGAUGUCAAUGUUGUACUGAGUGUCUGUAUGAUUGCCACUUUGUUUGAUGUACAUCUUGCGUUCAUAUGCAGGGGAAGUGCUCAUUUGCACUCUCCUCCUCUACCUUCCCUCCCCCUUCCUCCCUUGCUGUAUAUAUUGUCGAUUAACUACUGUACCUAACAACUUCCAUCCUCCAUUAGGCUGCCAAUGUCCUCUUACAGUUCCCAAUAAAUCAGAGAUCCAUGCUCCCCGGCAAACCAUGCGGUAAAGUAGCACAGCCUCAGAUGCUGACGGAUGCAAGGGGACAGGCAGACCUGCAGAAGCAACAGAGGUGGUUGUGUUCAGAGUAACAAUGUUGUCCUAAAGCUGCUAAUUUUUACAGAGGAUUAUGUGGACAUUUGGGUUCUUCUUGAGCCUGGUAAGAAACACUGGACCAGUUGAUGGUAGUUUUGCCCAGAGUUACAAUACUGGUUUUUUUCACCUUUGCUAAACUUGCUGUGACAGCAAGAGCCUGAUCUUCCUUACACUCAAGUUUUAUUUUUAGGCUUGAGUGCGGCUGCUUCUUUUUGUUCUGUGCCGAGAACUUUGCAGUCUGUGUUCACCUGAGAAAAGAACCCAGCCCUCCCCCACUCGUGCAGUAUUCACACACCAAAUUUGUGCAAUACCUUUUGCCUUCAAUGUGAGAUGCUUGUUGCAAGCCACACACGUUCGGGGACGAAAGAAAUGGGUUCACAACAAAAAGCUGAAGAAGCAAAGCAAGGCUUCAGGGAAGAGAAAAAGGGUCUGAGAGAGGAGAAGGUGCAAGCGCAGAGGCAGAAAGCAGCACCCUGCCAUCCAUCAUGCUGUGGAGCCAGUGGAGCCAGUGGCUCCUUCCUUCAUGGUCUUCCUCGUGGCCCGUGUGCUCAAGCUCAAGCGGUACACCUCUUGCAGACCAUCCACAGGCCUAUAAACCCGGCUGCUUCCAGCACUGUCAGUGGUCCUGGUGAGCUCACCGCUGUUGUCCACAGCGCUUUAUCGUUUCCUAUUCUGGUGGCUGCUCUCCGAUGACAGACAGGCACAGGGGAAAGAAUACUUGUUUAAACAUAUCAGCAUUUAGAUAGUAAAUACAUUAGGUAACAGGAACAUGCAGCAAUUUUUUUGCUUUUUUUUUUGUUAAGAAAAAGAUCUUAUGAAGUUGAUUUGCUGCUUUUUUGCUUGAAAUCAGGUAGUCGGUACUGAUCUGCAAUGAAGGGAGCCCCAGCUUCUCUAGUCAGUCUGGCCCUCUGCCUCUACCACAAUAAAGUAAAAACUAACUUCUGCUUUGGCAGUUCUAGUUUUGCUCCUUUUCCUGAAAACAUGAACACUUCUGUGAUGACUAUGUUCUUCCACACAUGCUCAUGGAGUUGGAAAGCUUUCACUAAACCUAUCUUGUGUGGAGGAGCCAGGUACCAGGUGAUGCAGCAGGGCAGAAAGGAAGCAUGGGGAUGCUUGCCCUGCCUUGUCUAGUUCUGCAGCAGGACAGGACUCUCUGCUGGGGUCCCAGCCUGCUGUACCAUUGGCUCCUUGGCCAAGUCUCCUCUGCAGCCAUCACCAAGAAAGGCUUUUCUCAGGCGGCUUUUCUGGCCACCACAACAGGGGAAGCAGUCCAUGCUGUCUUGUCCAUUAUUGGCCUUUUUCUGUGAACCUUCAGUAACCUCUAAGCCCAUCAGUAGAUUUUUCUUUGGGUUUACCAUUUAAGGGCUUUCUCCAUCUUUGUAAGUUCAAACAAAAAUGUGAAGUGACAUUAUGCUUGAUCCUGGGGGCUUUGUGCCCCUUGUAAGGUUUCAGUACGGCUUUUGUUGCUGGACACACUGCAAAUGGAUAGCACAUGUUUGCAAGUGUUUUGUGGCCACUCUGAAAGGGGGUUGCGUGAUUUACUUUUGGGUUUCACUGAGCAGGCUUUUUUUGUUGUUGUCCUUUUUAGUGGAAGUAUUUUACUUAACUGUUGCCACUUCCUGGAGACAAACACUUUACUGGUCACCAAAUUGGAAGCAGAAGUGCCAUUAACUGAACUCUGUGAAUGUCAAGUCAAGUUGCGCCUGUAGCUGGCACAUAAGACAACACUAUUGAGUGGGGGGUGAUCUCCCCUACUGUAACUUUUUUUUUAUUUUUUAAGAAAAAAAUGGAAUUACAAACCUCAUUUUAAAUGUAUUGUGUAAAAUUUUUGGGAAAGGAGUAUGGUGUGUUUUGUCUAGUGGGUGAGAUCUCCCUCCCCAUUUCAGUUUCUGAUGAAGUUUUAAAGAAUCGUGUUACUGUAUGUUUUGAUCAUGAAUAGUCUGGUGGUGCUUCCUCAUAGCACAAGCUUAAAUCAAGUACUGAAAACAGUCUUACAAGCUAAAUGUCUGCAUGAUGUUACAUCUGUUGUACCUACUGAGAAGAACUUUGUAUGUAAAUGUACAGAAUAAAAUGACGUUGUCCCAUCAG
Messenger RNA from Lonchura striata (white-rumped munia), 5497 nucleotides. RefSeq names its product solute carrier family 22 member 23 (gene SLC22A23). Gene Ontology annotation, molecular function: transmembrane transporter activity. Gene Ontology annotation, biological process: transmembrane transport. Lineage: Eukaryota; Metazoa; Chordata; Aves; Passeriformes; Estrildidae. Gene Ontology annotation, cellular component: membrane. The record is from RefSeq and is a predicted model, not a curated record.